This is a messenger RNA of Folsomia candida, 1116 nucleotides long. RefSeq names its product cathepsin L. Gene Ontology annotation, molecular function: cysteine-type endopeptidase activity. NCBI's taxonomy places the organism in Eukaryota, Metazoa, Arthropoda, Collembola, Entomobryomorpha, Isotomidae. Bases 263 to 1033 code for a protein of 256 amino acids. The transcript is spliced from 8 exons. The record is from RefSeq and is a predicted model, not a curated record. Gene Ontology annotation, biological process: immune response. Gene Ontology annotation, cellular component: lysosome.
UACUCUUGACCAGUUUACUUAAGAAAGUAGCAAUUUUUACAAGUUCUAAGUAUUUCUUAAAGACAGUCAAACUGUGAUUAACAAGAUUUUAAUACAGAAAAGAUCACAAGAUGAAGCUAGUUAUUUGUUUCUUCGCAAUUAUCCCCCUUGCAGAGUCGCUCAUCCAAAAUUUAACUAAGGAAAUUUUGGAUACGGUAAAAUAGGACGCUUUUAAGCCACCAACGAAUACUCUGAUCUCGAACCGGAAGAAUUUAACUCGAUAAUGAACGGCUUUAAGGCUCCAAAUCGUACAGAUGUACAAGUUGAUGGACAAUCCGAAACAAUUUCAUCUGCGGCAACGUCGUAUUCGCCACCACCCAUGGAUUGGAGAUGGCUUGGAUUUGUGACACCGGUUAAAAAUCAAGGCUCUUGUGGUUCAUGUUGGAGUUUUUCUGCAACGGGAGCAAUGGAGGGUAUGCACAAAAGACGGACUGAUGUAUUACCAAAUUUAUCGGAACAGAAUUUAAUCGAUUGUUCCUCCGAUUAUGGAAACUUAGGCUGCAAGGGCGGAUAUAUGAUUAAUGCUUUCAAUUACGUCAUACGUAACCGUGGAAUUAACACACAAGCCAGUUAUCCAUACCGAGGCGAACAAGAUUUCUGCCAAUAUCGUAGUGAUACGAAUGCCGUGACUGGCAUGACAGGAUACGUGCGAGUUACUCAAGGAGAUGAGAUAGCACUGGAAGACGCCGUGAGGAGAAUUGGACCGCUUUUUGUAUUUCUGCCACUAUUGAUGCAAUAUUACUCGUCAGGAAUAUUCAACGAUAACCGUUGUUCCAGUUGUGCACCGAAUCAUGCCGUCCUAGUGGUUGGAUAUGGGACGGAUUCGAGUGGGAACUUAUACUGGAUUGUGAAGAACUCCUGGGGAACCUCGUGGGGUGAGCAGGGAUACUUUCGUUUGGCAAGACGGGCUGGUAACAUGUGUGGAAUUGCAAGCUAUGCAAGCUAUCCUACAGCUCGGAACAGUAACCUUUAUUAUAAAUUCAUAAUAAAUUAGGCUGAUGAAUUAUAUACAUAUUUACAUUUAAUUAUUAAUACAAGGUCUUGUUAACAGUGAAUAAAAAGUUCAAUUCGAUAGCA